AUGGACGAACAAGAGCCUUCUGGGACCAACUCUGAAGCUUCCAGCAGUAUGUUUCCCUAUAAAACAGUAAUAUUCAUCUAUAUUUUCCUCAAAUUUGAGUUUUUUGAACUAAUAGUUCAUGUAGGUGCUGACAACAAUGCUUCCUCAAGAACUGAAACAUCUUCACCAGAAAUGCUCGCCGAAGUUGUGUUUCUGACCACAUCUCUGGGAAGUGUAAAGAAACAGUUUUUUGAAUCGAACAGAGCGAAACACCUUUUGGACUGCAAAGGACUGGUAUACUACUUAAUCGACACUAACAAGGAGAUCUCUGACGCCACUGGGUGCAAGGACAUGGAGCUGUUUGACUCAUGGAAGUCUGAAGGAUUUUUGAGACUAACCAAGGACGAAUUCGGAAAUGACUCAGUUGUUCUCCCUCAAAUUAUAAUUGAUGGGUACUCCGUUGGAGAUAACAAGUUCCUCCAGGACUUGGAGGACGACGGUGACUUAGAUUACAUUGUGGCAAGGAUCCUGUGCCCUUGCUGUCUCAAUGAAAAGGAGCCGGACGUUAUAACAUGCCCGAAAUGCAAUGUAGAGUACAGAAACAUCAUUCCUGACGAAUACGUUGAUACGCCAUAUGUUCGCAGGUUUUGUCAAGGCAGUCCAUGUUAG
Molecule: messenger RNA, 648 nt
Organism: Theileria orientalis strain Shintoku
Lineage: Eukaryota; Apicomplexa; Aconoidasida; Piroplasmida; Theileriidae
Exons: 6
Coding region: 1-648 (215 amino acids)
Source: RefSeq, a predicted model, not a curated record